AUCACAACUCUGUGAACUGUUGAGCGGAAACCCUAGCUUGUGUUUUCUCGCCGCAGCUUCAAGGGUCUGAGUGAAGAUGAAGUUCAAUAUUGCUAAUCCCACCACCGGGUGCCAGAAAAAGCUCGAGAUUGACGACGAUCAGAAACUCCGGGCAUUCUUCGACAAGAGGAUCUCACAGGAAGUUAGUGGAGAUGCCCUUGGAGAGGAAUUCAAAGGGUAUGUCUUCAAAAUCAUGGGAGGAUGUGACAAGCAAGGAUUCCCGAUGAAACAGGGAGUUUUGACCCCAGGGCGUGUUCGUCUUCUCCUGGUGAGAGGAACACCCUGCUUUCGUGGGUAUGGAAGGAGGAACGGAGAACGGAGGAGGAAGUCUGUACGUGGUUGUAUCGUGAGCCAAGACCUCUCAGUUCUGAACUUGGUUAUUGUGAAGAAGGGUGAGAAUGAUCUUCCAGGUUUGACUGAUGUGGAGAAACCUAGAAUGAGAGGUCCAAAGAGGGCUUCCAAAAUCCGCAAACUCUUCAAUCUUUCGAAAGAGGAUGAUGUUAGGAAGUAUGUGAACACAUACCGCAGAACAUUCACAAACAAAGCUGGGAAGGAGGUGAGUAAAGCACCAAAAAUACAGAGAUUGGUGACUCCAUUGACUUUGCAAAGGAAGCGAGCGAGAAUUGCAGACAAGAAGAAGAGAAUUGCUAAGGCGAAAUCGGAGGCAGCUGAAUAUCAGAAACUUCUUGCUAGUCGAUUGAAGGAGCAGCGAGAGAAGCGAAGCGAGAGCUUAGCCAAGAAGAGAUCCAGGCUUUCUGCUGCGUCCAAGCCUUCCAUUGCAGCAUAAUUAUUAGCAACUUUUUCAUGAUGGAUUGGAUUCAUGUUUUGUGGUUGUGGUGUUCUUUUUGAUUGAUUAGAUAGAUGUUUUGUUAUGGGAUAUUGCUGUUGAAUGCUUAAUGUGGAAGAUUGCUGUUUCUUUGUUUCCAACCAAAAA
Messenger RNA from Cynara cardunculus var. scolymus (artichoke), 973 nucleotides. Its product is annotated as 40S ribosomal protein S6. Gene Ontology annotation, molecular function: structural constituent of ribosome. Gene Ontology annotation, biological process: translation. The transcript has 6 exons. Gene Ontology annotation, cellular component: ribosome. Lineage: Eukaryota; Viridiplantae; Streptophyta; Magnoliopsida; Asterales; Asteraceae. The record is from RefSeq and is a predicted model, not a curated record. Bases 77 to 826 code for a protein of 249 amino acids.